Molecule: messenger RNA, 1963 nt
Organism: Solenopsis invicta (red fire ant)
Lineage: Eukaryota; Metazoa; Arthropoda; Insecta; Hymenoptera; Formicidae
Product: pyruvate kinase
Exons: 8
Coding region: 209-1798 (529 amino acids)
Biological process (GO): glycolytic process
Cellular component (GO): cytoplasm
Molecular function (GO): pyruvate kinase activity; potassium ion binding; magnesium ion binding
Source: RefSeq, a predicted model, not a curated record
AUAUGCCGAUGGUAAAUACGCAUGAUCAGAUCACCAGUGAGUGGUGACGGUGGUGACCUUUCGCGUCCUCAAAAUAUUAGUUUAUCGCAAAUCGUUGGAUAGGUUGAUCCGUCAGUUGUGUCAUUGCUUUUCAAGUUUCAUUCACAUCAGGUUAUUUCGUUCCCGUUUCUAUAGGUCUACCAGGCAAACGAGACGAGAGCCUGCCAAAAUGGUUUGGAUCACCGCUGACAAUCAGAUGGCUGGCAAGCCGAAUACUCAAGCGUUAUACGCUCAAAGUCAAUUGGAUCACAUGUGCGCCCUGGAUAUCGACAGUCGAGUAUCCUUCGUUCGUUUAUCUGGUAUCAUUUGUACAAUCGGUCCCGCAUCCAGAUCAGUAGAGACCUUGGAGAAGAUGAUUGAAACGGGGAUGAACAUUGCUCGAUUGAACUUCUCUCAUGGAUCCCACGACUAUCAUGCCGAAACUAUCACCAAUGUUCGCCAAGCGCAGAAGAAUUUGACUGCUCGUGCCGGAAUUAAUAUUCCUGUCGCUAUCGCUCUUGAUACAAAGGGUCCUGAAAUUCGUACUGGUCUCUUAGAAGGCGGCGGUUCGGCGGAAAUUGAAUUAAUUAAAGGUCAGACCUUUAAACUAUCUACGGACAAGACAUAUAUGGAGAAAGGAAAUAAUCAAAUUGUUUACGUUGACUAUGAAAAUAUCUCAAAAGUGUUGAAGGCGGGAAAUCGUGUAUUUGUAGAUGAUGGUUUAAUUUCUCUUAUUGUUUCUGCUGUCAGUCCUAAUUUAAUUUCGACGACUGUUGAAAAUGGUGGUAUGCUAGGUUCCCGUAAAGGUGUGAAUUUGCCAGGAGUACCAGUGGAUCUUCCAGCAGUAUCGGAAAAAGAUAAAUCUGAUCUUCAGUUUGGCGUUGAACAAGAAGUUGAUAUGAUAUUUGCUUCUUUCAUUAGAAAUGCUGCUGCAUUAACUGAAAUUCGUGACAUUCUUGGUGAGAAGGGCAAAAAUAUAAAAAUCAUAUCAAAGAUCGAAAAUCAACAGGGCAUGACGAAUCUCGAUGAGAUUAUUGAUGCAUCUGAUGGUAUCAUGGUAGCGCGUGGUGACUUAGGAAUAGAAAUACCACCGCAGAAAGUAUUCUUGGCACAGAAGUCCAUGAUCAGCAGAUGCAACAAAGUUGGCAAGCCAGUAAUUUGCGCCACGCAAAUGCUAGAGUCUAUGGUGAAGAAACCACGUGCUACGAGAGCCGAAACUUCAGACGUUGCUAAUGCCAUUCUUGAUGGUGCUGAUUGCGUUAUGUUGUCAGGUGAAACAGCAAAAGGUGAUUAUCCUUUGGAAUGUGUUCGCACAAUGGCCAAUAUUUGUAAGGAAGCAGAAGCUGCAAUUUGGCAGACACAAAUCUUCCACGAUCUGACGAGUAAAGCUCUUCCGCCUAUUGAUGCUACGCACGCUGUUGCUAUUGCUUCUGUAGAAGCAUCUGUUAAAUGUUUGGCCAGUGCUAUUAUUGUUAUUACUACAUCUGGCCGAUCCGCACAUUUAAUUGCGAAAUAUAGGCCUCGUUGUCCUAUUAUUGCAGUUACCAGAUUCCAUCAAGUUGCUCGACAAGCACAUUUGUACCGUGGAAUAUUACCAUUGUACUAUGAAGGAGCACCAUUAGCCGAUUGGGUAAAGGAUGUGGACGUGCGUGUACAAUUUGGAUUAAAUUUUGGCAAAAGUCGUGGUUUUGUCAAAACCGGCGAUUCUGUAAUAGUUGUGACAGGAUGGCGGCAAGGUUCGGGCUUCACAAAUACACUUCGUAUUGUGACCGUUGACUAAGCUUGCAUUAUACUGGAAAAUUAUAGGAAGUAUAGUUUUCAUGGAUGUAGAUAUAAUGCAAAGAUUACCGAGUGAUACUUGAACUAUUUACAUUACUAUGUAUGUAAUUGUAUAUGAUUCUUGUAUGAGUUCCAUUAAAUAUAGUUAUAUCAACUACUAAUCUUA